AUGUCUGACAGAAGGUUGUCUUCGAACCCUGCUUCCAUUUCGACCUUCUCGGGAAAAAGUGUUAUUAUUAUCUUGCUACUUGUUACAAUAUGCCUUUACUUUAUAAUAUCAUCACUCUUCUCAAGAGAUGGAGACGAAACGUACAAACAUCUUGUGCCGAACAUGAAACAAAACGAUUUACAAUUUUUGGAAAACCAUGACUUGAUUCGAAAAAAGUGGAUGAAGAGCAAACGUUUAAGUGUGGUGGAUGACUGGCAAGAUGAUUAUAUUUUGGAUUUUACAAAUGCAAAGGUGUAUCCAGUUACAUUUCUUGAUUUGGAGCCUGUGCAAGCCAAUGCUGAUAUUGGAAGAAUGAAGGCUUUGUGUAAAUUAUAUUUAUUUUCUUAUUUCACGUUCAACACAAGAGAUGAAAGUUCGAGAAAUGAUUUUAUUAUUCCAACUGUUAUUGGAGCUGAAUCAGAAAAGAGUGAAACAUUUACUCCAUAUACGCACUGGAAGAAAGUUGAAAAGCUGCAUGAAUUUUUAAACAGCCCUGAAUCUAAAUACAUUCGACCUCAUGAUUACAUCAUGUUCAGUGAUGCCACUGACGUGUUUUUUGUCAACAAUGUUAAGAAAUCUAAGGAAAUAUUUGAAAAGUACUACAUGAAAGAAAUUGCUGGGAUUGAUUUGGAAAGGGAUGUAGAAAAACGAUGGCCAAUCGUGUUUUGUGCUGAGAAAAAUCGAUGGCCACCAGAAGACUUUAUGCAAAACAUGUUUUCCGUAAGUAUACUACUACACAUCUUACAUAUCACAACUCACUCUAGAUGGAAUUACUUCUUGAAAUUUACACCAGCUCUCUAUCAAUACAUGCAUGCUACUCAAAAGUAUCCAUUCUUGGCUGAUUGUGAAGCAAAACUUGUGUAUAGUCCAUUCAGUGUUUGUGGAAAUGUCAGGUCAGAUGAAGCUUCAGAAUGGGGAUGUUCUAUUUCCGAUUCCAAACAUCGACCUUUUGCUCUUCAUAGUAACGGAGGACUUUGUCCAAGUGUGUGUUCUUGUUUGAGAAAUAUGCACAACUCUGGACGCCUUAAACAAUUUGUUGAGAAAAACCCAUCAGACUUUGCCAUUCAUUCGUAUCAUGUUGGAUUGAAAAGAACAAGGAAAUAUGAACUCUCCCCGGUGUGUGGCAAGUAUUUGAAUGAGCAAUAUCCUUCAUCAGCAUGCAACAAAUAG
Messenger RNA from Naegleria lovaniensis, 1209 nucleotides. RefSeq lists its product as uncharacterized. NCBI's taxonomy places the organism in Eukaryota, Heterolobosea, Eutetramitea, Acrasida, Naegleriidae. The transcript has 2 exons. The record is from RefSeq and is a predicted model, not a curated record. Bases 1 to 1209 code for a protein of 402 amino acids.